Parathielavia appendiculata is the source of this 3222-nucleotide messenger RNA. Its product is annotated as glycoside hydrolase family 115 protein. Lineage: Eukaryota; Fungi; Ascomycota; Sordariomycetes; Sordariales; Chaetomiaceae. The coding region runs from base 1 to 3222 and encodes 1073 amino acids. The record is from RefSeq and is a predicted model, not a curated record. The transcript is spliced from 4 exons.
AUGCUUACUGUGGGUGUGAAGGGAGCCCUCUGGCUCGCCUUCAUCUCGGUGGCUGCCGCGCUCGGCCAGGAGCGCAUCAUCUCUACCAGCAGCCAUGGGGCUGAGCUGCAGCUCGCGGGCGGCUCUGUGGGCAAGGGCCAGAUUCUUGUCUCGAGCAACGACUACUGGGGCGUUAUCCGCGCUGCCGGCGAUCUCGUCAUCGACUUUGGGCGCGUCACGGGCACAAACUACACGCUUAGCAAUGGCGAGAAGGCGGCCGCUCCUGCGGCUUACACGUAUAAGCCGGUCAACAACAUGAACAACACCCACUACUCCACCACAGGAACCGCCAACUUCACCGGCCCGGCUUAUGCAAAUCCUUCGCCGGGAAAUGUUGUGAUCAUUGCUGGCACCAUCGGGCGCUCGACGGUCAUUGACAAGCUCAUCUCGUCCAAGUCGAUUGAUGUCUCGGCCAUCAAGGGCAAGUGGGAAUCUUUCACCAGCCAGGUGGUCAAGAACCCGGUGCCGGGCUGCUCCAAGGCACUGGUGAUCGCCGGAAGCGAUCCCCGUGGCACCAUCUACGGCAUCUACGACAUCAGCGAGCAGAUUGGUGUCAGCCCGUGGUAUUUCUGGGCCGACAGCCCGCCCAAGAAGAGCAAGAAUCUCUACGUGACGGAGAAGAAGAAGGUCCAGGGCCCGCCCUCGGUCAAGUAUCGCGGGUUUUUCCUGAACGACGAGCAGCCGGCGUUGACCAACUGGGUUGCCACCCGCUGGCAGGACACACCUUACGGCGCCGGCUACGGUCCCGCCUUCUACAGCCUCAUCUUUGAGGUGCUCCUGCGUCUUCGCGCCAACUACCUGUGGCCUACCCUCUGGGCGAGCAUGUUCAUGGUCGACGACCCGGGCAACCAGCCUCUUGCGGAUGCCUACGAGAUCGUCGUGGGCACCUCUCACACGGAACCCCUGAUGCGCGCCCAGAACGAGUUUGGCCAUUUCUACGAGGGCCCCUGGGCGUACAACCUCAACAACAAGACCAUUGACGACUACUUCCGCUACGGUGUCCAGCGCGCCAAGCCGUACGCCCGCAACAGCUUGUGGACGGUGGGUAUGCGUGGGACUGGCGAUACGGCUAUUGAGGGUCUCGGCGUGGAUCACAUCGUAGAGAUGCUGCAGAUUCUCGUCAAGAACCAGCGCCAGAUCAUGGCUGAGGGUCUCAACGCGACCGACAUCACCACCGUCCCCCAGACGUGGUGCCUGUACAAGGAGGUUAUGAGCUAUCUCUUCGCCGGGCUGCAGGUGCCCGACGAUGUGACGCUGCUGUGGGCCGAUGACAACUGGGGCAACGUCCGUCGAUUGCCGCUGCUGAACGAGACGCAGCGCCACGGCGGCGCGGGUGUAUACUACCACUUCGACUACGUGGGCGGCCCACGGAAUUACAAGUGGAUCAACACCAUCCAGCUCACCAAGACGGCCGAGCAGAUGCAUAUGGCGUACGCGCGCGGCACCGACAGGAUCUGGGUUGUCAACGUAGGCGACAUGAAGUCGCUCGAGAUCCCCAUCAGCCACUUCUUCGACAUGGCUUACGACGCCAAGCGAUGGCAUGUUGACAGCACCUUCGAGUGGGCGCAGGCUUGGGCCGAGCGAGAGUUUGGGCCCGAGCAGGCCAAGGACAUCGCUGAUGUCAUGAUGAAAUACGGCAUGUACGCGGCGCGCCGCAAGUACGAGCUGAUCGAGCCGCACGUCUACUCGGUCAUCAACUACAACGAGGCUGAUGCCGUCCUGCAGCAGUGGGCGGAGCUGGUUGCCAAAGCCCAGGGCAUCUACGACAAGCUGCCUGCUGAGACCAAGGCCGCCUUCUUUGAGACGGUGCUGCACCCCGCCAUGGCUGGCGAGAUUGUGCAGAAGAUUCAGAUUGGCGGCGCCAGGAACAUGUUUUAUGCUGGCCAGCGGCGUAAUACCGCCAACAAGGUGAUUCAGGAGGUGCUUGCUCAGUCGUCGGCUGAUGCCAACCUGACCCGUUACUGGGAUGCCCUGCUGGAUGGCAAGUGGAAGCACAUGAUGGACCAAACACAUCUCGGCUACGACGGCUACUGGCAGCAGCCGAUGCGCAACGCCCUCCCGCCUGUGCAGUACGUCCAGACGGAUUUCGCCGCCGUUGCUGGCGAAAUUGGCAUCGGUGUCGAGGGCUCCAAUGCUACCGUCAAGGGCGAUGACAGGUGGCACCCUAACAGCGCCAACGACCUCUCGGUCCCGCCCAUCGAUCCCUAUGGUCCAGCCACCCGUUACUUUGACAUCUUCUCGCGCGGCACAAAGGACUGCACCUGGAAUGCCUCCCCCUUCCAGCCGUGGGUCAAGCUCUCCCAGUCCACCGGAACUGUCGGCCCCAACCUCCCCGACCAGCGCGUCCUUAUCUCGAUCGACUGGAAGUCGGUCCCGAAUGGCUUCUCCGACACAGUCAAGAUCAACAUCACCACCCCUUGCGAAGGCAUGGACCGCUAUGGCUUCUCAGAGCCGCAUGUCCUUGUCCCCGUCCGCGCCCGCUCGGCGCCGUCCAGCUUCAAGAAGGGCUUCGUCGAAUCCGACGGCUACGUCGCUUUCGCAGGCGAGCACUACAGCUCGCUCAUCAAGCCGGCGCAAUCGACCGCCGACAACAAAAUGGUCACCUACCACACCUUCGCCCACUACGGCCGCACCGGCUCCGGCGUCGGCCUCAUCCCGCUCAACACGGAGAAGCUCACCGUCGACACCGCGCCCGCCCUCGAAUACGACCUCUACCUCUUCACCAACACGACCGCCGCCAACGUCACGCUCUACCUCUCCCCCGCGCUCAACUACCUCGGCGAGUACACCCCGCUCGAGUACGCCAUCUCGCUGUACCCUGCGGGUGGAAGUCCGACCUCGGUGAAGAAUGUCCGCCCUGUCGGCGCUACCGUCGGCGGGAACAUGCCUGCGGGCUGGGACGGUGCCGUGGCCGAUGGUGUGUGGGGGCGCACGGGGAAUUACACGACCAGUAGCUUUGCGGUGCCCGCUGAGGGGGCGUAUAAGCUGCGGAUCUGGGCGCUGAUGCCCGGGAUCGUUGUGCAGAAGGUGGUGGUUAAUCUGGGCGGUGUUAGGCCUAGUUAUCUGGGUCCUCCUGAGAGUUUCUUUGUUGGGGGGGACAAGGUUAGUGGGAGGAACGGGACCAGUUUUUUGAAUGAUGCUGAUGUCGUUGGUGGGGUGGGCAAGAGGGCUUUGUUGGAGUAA